AUGGAUCAAAAGACGGGUGGCAAGGCUUACCUAGAAACUUGCGCCACCGGCUUGGUGUACAACCCCAACAUCCAGAACCGUGACCUGCCCAGCAGCCACGACUGUGGUAAGAGGGCCGUCAAGGUUCGAACCGGGAGGUCAGGUGGUCCCGAGCCGACGGCCGAUGCGUCGGGCUGUCCCAGCGGAGUCGCGUUCAUCCCCGACCCGAAGGAUUGCAAUGGGUACAUUUACUGUCUCAAUGGAAUCCCGAAAAAUCAGUUCUGUAACGAAGGUCUCCACUACAACGCCAAGGCAAAGGCGUGCCAGGCGCCCGAAGAUGCUGGCUGCCAGUACCCAGCCUAG
Pollicipes pollicipes is the source of this 342-nucleotide messenger RNA. RefSeq lists its product as uncharacterized. Lineage: Eukaryota; Metazoa; Arthropoda; Thecostraca; Pollicipedomorpha; Pollicipedidae. The record is from RefSeq and is a predicted model, not a curated record. The transcript is spliced from 3 exons. Bases 1 to 342 code for a protein of 113 amino acids. Gene Ontology annotation, molecular function: chitin binding. Gene Ontology annotation, cellular component: extracellular region.